Molecule: messenger RNA, 1902 nt
Organism: Fraxinus pennsylvanica
Lineage: Eukaryota; Viridiplantae; Streptophyta; Magnoliopsida; Lamiales; Oleaceae
Source: the annotation of a GenBank genome assembly
AUGGACCCUCGCCGGGUUCCUAGAAAUGUGACCGACCCGAAAGUCCGGCAAGUCGGGUUCUUCGCACCCGUGGCCCCACCCGAUGUCUCUAUGUCGGCACUACCACGUCCGACCAGUCCAUCUCCUCCGGUCUACGGCAACUCCUUGUCUCCCGUCAUGAUCCCUCCGCCGCGACACCUCACCUCCGACAACGCCCCACUCUCUCCCCUCAACGCCGCAGCUGGCGACUCUUUCGGCAUUUACAACCCGUCGGAAUUUUCAUCCCCUAGAGCAACGGAGGACUUCUCGGAAGACAACUUCUCCGAAGACAACUUCUCCAAAGACACAGGCUGGAUCCUCAAUGAGAAUUCUGGUAAAAUUGCCACUUCAUUGCCCACAGGUGGUCCCGAUGUAGCCGCCUUGAAACAGAAUAAUCAUGCCGCCGGUGGAUUGGUCCCUGGCGUUACAGAUGGAGGGCCACCUUCAGAUGUGCAGAAGGAGCUGCCGCCAGCUAGUUCCAUGCCGAAAAAGGAUAAAACGACAAAGGCCGAAAGACGCGCUCUUCAGGAGGCUCAGCGAGCCGCCAAAGCUGCUGCUAAUGCUGAUGGAAGUAAGAAGUCUGCUGCUGCUUUAGCAAUGGUCAAUUCAGCCAAUGCAAAUACAAAAAAGGUUGCAAAAGCUCCUUCACAAAAGAAAGACAGCUCCUUAGUUGCAACUUCUGAGAAAAGAGGUGGUGAUCGUCAAACAGAUAAAGAUAGGAAGAAAGACGUUCCUCAUCCACGUAUGCAGUUUGAUGAUGAGAACCGAGUUGAGAAGGCAAAUAAGCGUUCUAUGGUAAAACAAACUGAAUCCAGGAACAGAGUUGAACUAUUUAGGCAUCUACCUCAAUAUGAACAUGGACCUCGGCUUCCUGACCUUGAAUCAAAGUUCUUUCAACUUGAACCAGUUCAUCCUGCAAUUUAUAAGGUUGGGCUGAGGUUUUUAACUGGGGAUAUAUCUGGUGGCAAUGCCCGCUGUAUUGCAAUGCUUCAGGCAUUUCAAGAAGCAAUCAAAGAUUACUCUACUCCACUGGAUAAAGAACUUACCAGGGACCUCCCUACAAAGAUAAAUGGUUAUGUCUCAUUUCUAAUUCAAUGCAGGCCACUUUCAAUUAGCAUGGGAAAUGCAAUUAAUUUUCUUAAACCCAAAAUUCCUGAAUUACCUUCGACCAUGUCCGAGUCAGAAGCAAAAGCCUGUCUUCUCUCAGAUAUCAACCGCUUCAUAAAUGAGAAGAUAAUUCUAGCAGAUAAAGAAAUCAUGAGGCAUGCUUUAACAAAAAUUAGGGAUGGUGAUGUCCUUCUCACAUAUGGGUCAUCCUCUAUUGUAGAAAUGAUAUUCUUAUGUGCCCUAGAGCUUGGCAAACAGUUCCGAGUUGUGAUUGUGGAUUCACGCCCAAAGCUUGAAGGGAGGAUGUUACUUCGUAGGUUGGUGGAAAAGGGUGUUAAUUGUACUUACACCCAUAUAAAUGCUAUUUCUUAUAUCAUGCAUGAAGUAACACGAGUAUUUUUGGGUGCUUCAUCGGUGUUUUCUAAUGGAACUGUUUAUUCGAGGGUCGGCACUGCAUCUGUUGCUAUGGUUGCCCAUCAGUUCCGUGUUCCAGUCUUAGUAUGUUGUGAAGCAUAUAAGUUUCAUAGAAGGGUUCAACUUGAUUCAAUAUGCUUUAAUGAACUUGGUGACCCUGAUGCUAUUGCAAGGGUUUCUGGUAAAGAAGAUAUUAAUUAUUUGGAUGAUUGGUCCAGUAGCCAAAAUCUUCAACUUCUAAAUCUGAAUUAUGAUGCAACACCUUCAGACUACAUUUCAAUGAUCAUCACCGAAUAUGGCAUGAUCCCUCCAACAAGUGUUCCUGUUAUUGUUCAAGAGUACGGAGAACAUUUAUUGACAUAG